Diversispora eburnea is the source of this 954-nucleotide messenger RNA. The record is from the annotation of a GenBank genome assembly. Lineage: Eukaryota; Fungi; Glomeromycota; Glomeromycetes; Diversisporales; Diversisporaceae.
AUGGAUAUUAUUAGAAUUAUUCUCAAAGAUUUGAAUGUCCGUGAUAUACUUUCGGCACUUCUAGUUAACCGAGAAUGGUGUCGAGCUGCCGUUCCAUUUUACUGGAAAGCUCCAUUUAGUUUUACCAGUAAAAGAAGCAGGGCCGCACUAAAGAUUUAUCAAAUGUAUCUUGAACAGGGAAGUAGUAGUACGUCCGCGCAGGGUGAAGCUCUAAAGGUUUUACCCUUUUUCGAUUAUCCAUUAUUUAUCAAAGAACUCAAUUAUACGAACUUAUUGAUGUUGGUCGAAAAAAUUGAAUUAAUACUUCAAAUGUUAACAGACCGAGGGGCUCGUCUUGAAACUUUUAUUAUUGAGAAUGUCCGUGUAUAUAAUUAUAAUGAAGUUUAUGGAUUAUGGACAAGACCAUGCUAUGUCCCAUUAUUCAAUACCCUUAUUCACGUUGAAGUACAUUUCCCUUUUAUGAAUAAUAAUUUCAUAAAGCCAUUAGCAGAAAAUUGCGCGAGACUGGGUCAUCACUCUCAACAAUUUGCUAAAGAAUCGAUCAAUUCUCUCGAGAAACUUAUCUCUGCUCAGCGAUGCCCUUUGAAUCUUCGGCUGGUGUAUCCAAACGGACCUGGGCACAUGCUUAUCAAAGCAUUUCAGUCCGGACUUGAAUAUUUUCAAAGACUUGAACUUGUAAAAUGGAACUUUGCUGGGUGUGAUUGGAGUUGGUUAAAUAAUUGUCCAAAUUUGACCGAAUUUGCAAUUACAAAUCCUCCACCUCAAGUUUUUAAAAUUUUGGGUACAGAGAAUGAAUCUUAUCUCUUUAGACCAUCGCUAAAUAAGAAGUCAAGAGUUUUAACUGAACAUUGGCAUUUUGACAAAGAUGACGACGAAAUCUCCUCAAUGCAAAAAUUUUUCUUUCACCAUAAAAAAUCAUUGAGGGUACGAUAUGAUCCAAGGAUAGUUAGUUGA